This is a messenger RNA of Monascus purpureus, 931 nucleotides long. The record is from the annotation of a GenBank genome assembly. NCBI's taxonomy places the organism in Eukaryota, Fungi, Ascomycota, Eurotiomycetes, Eurotiales, Aspergillaceae.
GCUUCAAUUAUUUAGCAUGGCUUUCUUCUCUCCCUCUUCUCUCUCUUCUUCCUUGUCUCCGAGUCUCCUAAUUGACCCUCUCCGCUCUAUACAACCCCAGCAGCUCUGAUUUGUGUAUUGUUCUAUUAAUCUUUCUAAUCUCCUCAUUCACCAUGGCUGCCACUCUCUUCCGCAGCUCUACCCGUGCAGCUCUCCGUGCCGGAGCUUCGGCUACUCGCCCUGCAGCUGCCGGGAUCGCGGGCAUGACCUUUACCCGUGGAAAGGCUACUCUGCCUGACCUGCCCUACGACUACGGUGCGCUGGAGCCCUCUAUCUCUGGUCAGAUCAUGGAGCUUCACUACACGAAGCAUCACCAGACCUAUGUUACCAACUACAACAACGCCGUCGAGCAGCUCCAAGAGGCCCAGGCUAAGAACAACAUUGCCGCUCAGAUCGCUCUCAAAGGGGCCAUCAACUUCAACGGAGGUGGCCACCUGAACCACAGUCUGUUCUGGGAGAACCUGGCACCCAAGAGCGCCGGUGGUGGAGAGCCACCCUCCGGUGCCCUGGCCAAGGCCAUCGAUGAGACCUACGGCUCGCUCGGCAACUUCCAGACCAAGAUGAACACGGCUCUGGCAUCCAUCCAGGGAAGUGGAUGGGCUUGGCUGGUCAAGGACACUGCAACUGGCAACAUUGGAAUCAAGACCUACGCCAACCAGGACCCUGUUGUGGGCCAGUUCGUCCCCCUUCUUGGAAUUGAUGCCUGGGAGCACGCCUACUAUCUCCAGUACCAGAACCGCAAGGCCGAAUACUUCAAGGCGAUCUGGGAGGUCAUCAACUGGAAGGCGGUUGAGAAGCGGUUUACCUAAACAGGGGAAGAGGGGGGACUAUGUGUACACAGGCAAUAUAGGUUGAACAGAUCCGUUUGACUCUGAUGCCAAGAGCAUCUCCG